AUGUGCCUCAAAGGCUGUAUUCGCCAGCACACCGAAGACGAAGCGUGGGAGGAUUACAUUACCAUGUGGAUGCCAGUUGUCAUCAGAUAUAUGGUAAGUGUGAAGAGGGAAGCGUUCAGUGUGCGUCGCACGUCAAAGUCCGGUCACCGGAAUAGACCCUUCGCUAUCGGUUUUAUACACUUUGUCUUGAUUUCACAGAGAAGUCAGAGAAAAAGACGCGCGAAAACGUACUCUCUCGCCCCAAAAAAUCCCCAUUUCUUCCCCGACUAAAAGCUUUUUCGCGUCUUUUUUUGGCAGAUUGCCAACCUAUUCACCGGUCCGUUUGAGCCUAUCUCAGUUUGACGUGCGUCGCUCAGGAAACUGGUCCAUUCGUGGCAAUUGCAUAUUCUUGUACUCGGCGCGUCAAAAAGUCCUGAUUCGACGGACUUUAUGGCGCGACUACCAGUAGACAUUUGCACUGUGCAUUUCGCUCCCUGCCGAUCCGCUUCAAAACAGUUUUGCACCGUACGAAAACAUGUCGACAGUUUUUGGCUCACCUCGGGUUUGCCUUUCCUCUCCAGCCAGCCUCUUUUUCAGACCAUCUCCAACGACUUUUAUCAUCAUUUUCUUUCCAUUCACAAGAUGCAAAAGAUAAAGAUAUAUUCCUCGUUCCUGUCCGUGUGGCCCGAAUACACGGACAGGGCGAUGCGGCAAAAAGUCACGAGCGGAAUUUAUCGUUUUCCGCGUUUGGAGUGCAUGCAGGCCUGGGUUUGGGUCGUGUUCUUGCCACACAUCGAGGAAGUUGAAUUGAGGCUCGACGAUGGGAUGGGCUGGGGAUUCGUCGCCUUCUUGACAAGGGUUCUAAAAGGUAAGUGCUCAUUUUUCGGUUGCUGUUAUUUGCAUCUAAUAAUGCAUCAUUUAAAUAUAUGUAUUAUACAUACUAUAAGUAUUUUCAUAAAGUGCAUGGACAUUUUUCGCGGCCGACACCAUGCACAAAAAACUAGUGCAAACGGCUUUUUUUGACAAGGAAACCACUUCUAUAGGGUAUCGAGUUACAGGUCGAGACAUAUAUCAAAAUAAUCGCAACAUUUUUCUGAUUCAGAGUAUGUAAAAAUUCGCUGCCUAAUUUUGGUUUGUAAGUGUAAAAAAAUCCUCUAAACUUUUCUCGCAACACCAUGGAAAUGCGCCUUUUUAAAAUUGCAACUACUAAUUAGGGUGUAGUAUAAAUUAAACUUGAUAUUUUAAGGCGUAUCAAGAUAACCAGAGUUUACUUUAGCUCAAAAACAAGCAUUUGAUUUGGUAAAAACUUGGUCAAAAAGGCAUUUGCGUGGUGUUGCGAGAAAAGUUCAGAGGAUUUUUUCACCCUUACAAACCAAAAUUUGUUUUAGAAUACCCUUUCAUGUCAUUCACCGUGACAGCGACCACAAACGGUCCGAUGGUAAGAGGCGCUUUGGAAGUGAUCAAAUUUAACAUCAAAUCUUUCGCCUGUAACGAGCCCGCUAUCUUGUCCAGCCUGGAUGGUAGUGCAUUUGAGCACAUACGAAUCUUUACAACUAGAUGUAAGUGUGCUCGGGAGAGUUGACACAGCAUUCUGUACUCAUGAGUAGCGACCAGAGAUUGCCACGGUCAAAAUUUCGACUCCGGCUCCUAGCUCCCACAGCAAGAGCCGAGGCCAAAUUUGCGGCUCCGGCUUCGGCUCCCGGCUCCGUGCAAAAUUUAAAAAGGUCUCCGGCUCCGAAUCCCGGCUCCUGUGCAAAAAAUUUUUUAAAAAAUAUUUUUCCAAAAAUAAAAGUUAUUAGUGCCAGAGAUCAUACAGCCAACGUUUUUGAGCCACGUCGUACGCAACACAUCCUCCCCUACAUGUUUCAACCAAUUUAGUUUAGCAAGAUCGCAAAAUUUUUACUCUUCUGAACGCUGAGAAGCCUGGCUCCGACUUUGGGCUCGGGAGCCGGAGCCGCCCCCAAAAUUUCCGGCUCCGGCUCUGGCUCCCGGCUCGGAGCCGGAGCCGGAUCUGGAGCCGUGCCAAUCUCUGGUAGCGACCCGCCUCUCUAUAUACACUCUUUUGCAUUUUAAAUUCGCUGACAAAUGACAAGUCUAUCUUUCAGACAUUUAUCCACUUUUCAAAUUAAACGUUGAGUCAGCAGCAAUGGAGAUGGACCCCUUCUCCCACGGCGGGUAUGUUGGAGUAUACAGUCGCGAUGCAUUGGAAACAAUUUCAGAUGGCCCGCGAAUCCCUCGAUCCGAACUUUAUGCUUAUGGUAUGAAAAGUUGAGAGCUCCGUACGAGUACGAUGACCAAUUCUUGGAGAUCCGACGGUGCUUUCCCAAUCUAUCGCGCAUAUCGAUAAAGUCUUUCGUUGAUUUUAGUUACGGAUCUAUGGUAUGCAAUAUUCUUACAGUAAGAGUCUUACUAGGGGUGGAGUGGCGACGAUCAAGUUUUCUCUAUUAGUCUGUCGGGAAAAUAAUGAGCACUCUGUCGCAUCGAAAAUCGCAUCGCCGCCGGGGAAAUGAAUUGUGUCGCGGCAAAAACCGACUUGCUUUUCACUUCAGCGACGCUAUCGGCGCAGCGACAUUGCCCUCAUUAUUUUCCCGACAAACUGAUAUCGAUUUUAUUUUUUGUAUACACGGUGGGCCUAGGCUUAGGCCACACAUUGAUCCCUAAAAUUUCUCGCUUUGCAGUGGCAGUAGCGAGAGAACGGAAAACGCGGAGAGAGGAAGCGACUUUUGGACAUACAGGCGUGUCUACACUUUCGGACCUCGUCGCAGAAACCCCGCUGCCCUCUCUGGUAGAAUUAGGCAUUCGAAUCAUCGCAAAGUUUGCCAAAAAGUGUCACAUUUUUUUCCGGCUUUCGACCUAAACAUCUCGGCCGUUUCUGCACAGCGCAAGCUAAAAGUUUUGCAUAUUGCUCAGAAAAAAGUAAAUUAUCAGUCUGUCGGGAAAAUAACGGCGGAUCGUCGCAGCAAAAUGUCUCGCCUCGCCUCUAUCGCGCACCAAAUCUUCAGCUUCGGCGGCCGUCGCAAAGCGAUGACGGGCGAUUCCGAGGCGCGACGAUCCGCCGUUAUUUUUCCGACAAACUGAUAGCUUUGUAUCAAGUUUCAACAAAAUUUAAGCGUCGCGCUUCAAACGUCCCCCUGUAUGCAGAUGCAUACAUAUACAUGAUGUACUUAUAACAAUUUUCAGGAAUUUAAAGGAGAUUUUUCGUCUCAACUUGAGAACCUGUUGCGCGUCGUCGAUCAGGCCUGCCGAGUCGCAAAUCUCCUCCUUACAUUGCUGCUUUAUUUACCUCUUCCAAAACAAGUGCGAAAAGUUCGACAGAUGUUGGGCAAAGCGCUCAAGUCAAAGGGAGCUCAACGGAUCGAGAACGGGCUCUACGUAUGGAAGGGUUCAACAAUCGAAGUGGUGGUCGGCAAAAAUAACGGCGUGUGGUAUCAUGAUUUUAACCAAUAA
This is a messenger RNA of Bursaphelenchus xylophilus (pine wood nematode), 3426 nucleotides long. Lineage: Eukaryota; Metazoa; Nematoda; Chromadorea; Rhabditida; Aphelenchoididae. The record is from the annotation of a GenBank genome assembly.